AAUGGGCAACCAAAUGAGCGUCCCGCUGAGAACUGAAGUCCAGGAGAGGGAACCAGAAGCAGACACUUACAAGGUGAUGGCAGACAAUGAGCGUGUUCAGAAUGGGAACCCAGCGAUGGUGUCCACCCAGGUGGUUCAACGGUAUGAUGAAGUCGAUUUGGGAAUAAGCAUCCCCAAGGAUAACACCGCCACUUCUUCCCCCAAGACAAUGAAGGCCCAAGCUGUGGCCAAUGCCAGCGGAAAGAAUCUUGGGAAAGAAGCCAAGCCCGAGGCACCAGCUGCUAGAUCGAGUUUUUUCUUGACACUCUCUCGGCCUGUACCAGGACGUCCCGGGGACCAAGGCACGGAUUCAUCGGCUGCAUCGGGCAAGCUUGAUGUCAGGCCCGGCACAGCGCCUGCGAACAAAGACCCAAGUGAGCACGGGGCACUUCCGGUGGCAGCUGCGCCAGGGCCGGCUGCAGAUAAAGCGCCAGGGUGCACUGAGGCCAAGCAGCCGGCCUUCCCUGCCACCUGCUCACCCGCACCUUCACCACCUGAGUCCAGCGCAGACGGCACCUCCAAGCCCAAGGACUUCAGCUUCUUCGACAGACUAUUUAAACUAGACAGAGGCAGAGAAAGUGCACCAGUUGGCCGCCAGCCUGAAGAAGCCACCAGGGUGAGAGACCCAGACCAGGCCGAGGAGGCUCCUGCUUUCACAAGGAAUCCCCAUGGUGACCCUGCUGGAGAGGACAUAGUCAACAGCGAGGGGAGAGGACAAGAAGUUGACACUCUGAGUUAUUCUGUCCCUGGGGAUCCAGAGGUGCUGGGGACCAACAAGGAGGACCCCCAGGUGGUAGAAACCACAGAGAAUACUAACUCCAUCAUGAGCUUCUUCAAGACCCUCGUUUCACCGAACAAAACUGAAACAAAAAAGGAUCCAGAAGACACGGAUGCUGAAAAUUCACCUGCUACUUCAACCAGUCUCAAGUCUGAUCAAGCCAGCUUCACAGCCCAGGAGACCCAAGGGGCGACCAAGAGCUCGAAAGGCUGCAGCCCGCCAAGUCAUGUGACACCCGCAACAGCCAGCGACACAGCAAAAGAAGGAAGCAAGGAAAAGUCGGGGCCCAGCUCAUUGCCCCUGGGAAAGCUGUUUUGGAAGAAGUCAGUUAAGGAGGAUUCACUUUCUACAGGUGCAGAGGAGAAUGCGGCGUGUGAGCCACCCGUGGAGGCUGUGAGGUUUGAGGAAGUAGAGCCGGCUUUACAAACUGUGGAUCUCAAUGAAGGAGAGGCCGGGCCUGAACCCACAGAUGUAAAAGUUAAGGAAGAAAACAAACCCCGGAGGACCCCUCUGAUGGCAUUUCUCAGACAAAUGUCAGUGAAAGGGGAUGGAGGGACCACCCGCUCAGAAGAAAGUAAUGGGAAAGACUCCACUUGCCAAACAUCGAACUCCGCGGAGAAGACACCCUCACCCCCAGAACCAGAGCCCGCAGGGAUAGCCCAGAAAAGCAAGGAGAACCCCUCCAAGGACAAGAAGUUGAUGGACAAGAAGUCUGUGACAGAGACCAACAAGCAGAAGAGCAGCAAACAGGAAACCAGAGAACCCGGGCAGUGCGUGCAACAGCCCGUGGUGGAGGCAAACUCGCUGCAGAAUGGGGACAAGACCCCGAAGAGGUCCGAGAAGCGGCGACAGUCCCUCGGGGUUUUCCUGAAGGGGCUGGGACCAAAGCGAAUGUUGGAUGCUCAAGUGCAAACGGACCCCGUAUCCAUCGGACCAGUUGGAAAAUCCAAGUAAACAAAUCACUCGGUUCCCACCGGGUCCUCCCCCAAUCCAUCCCCCAUCCAGACUCACUCUGUGUAUAUAUUUGUUUUUCUCCUGGCCAGCCAAUGAAAUUCUGCCUACAACUUCAACCUGUGUUGUUGUAGGUCGAGGUGUAUUAUUUAUAUCUCUGGUCUGGUAUUUCCUAGCAAUAUAACUGUAAAAAUGGGUUAGCAGGUUGACUAGUAGAUCUAGGGAAGCUGGUGAGUGCCCGGAGUGGGAUGGAGGAGGUAGAUAAAGGCAUUUGUGUU
Phodopus roborovskii (desert hamster) is the source of this 2046-nucleotide messenger RNA. It is a transcript of the gene Bcas1, whose product is annotated as brain enriched myelin associated protein 1. NCBI's taxonomy places the organism in Eukaryota, Metazoa, Chordata, Mammalia, Rodentia, Cricetidae. The transcript is spliced from 11 exons. The record is from RefSeq and is a predicted model, not a curated record. Gene Ontology annotation, biological process: myelination. The coding region runs from base 2 to 1771 and encodes 589 amino acids.